This is a messenger RNA of Pelobates cultripes (western spadefoot toad), 27614 nucleotides long. The record is from the annotation of a GenBank genome assembly. NCBI's taxonomy places the organism in Eukaryota, Metazoa, Chordata, Amphibia, Anura, Pelobatidae.
AUGGCCAGUGAAGGUUCCAAUAUCCCUAGCCCUGUGGUGCGCCAGAUUGAUAAGCAAUUUCUGAUCUGCAGCAUAUGCCUCGACCGAUACAAGAAUCCCAAAGUUCUACCCUGUCUGCACACAUUUUGUGAGAGGUAAGCUAUCUGCUUGGUAUUUUUUAUUUAUGCCUACUUGGAGCUGUAGAACUAAAAUCGAACAUUUCCGCGUCUCUAAAUGUGUUUUGUAUUCAGCUUAUUUCAUUAGUUAUGGUGUGAGUGUAUACUGUAGAUAGGUUUGCCUUAUCCAAUAAAGCUGGUAAGCUCUUAGAGUAAAGUUAUCCAGAGGGUGCACACAUUGCCCAAUGGCUAAACAUGACAUCACGGUCAAGUGUGUGUCCUGUGUAAUAGAGUUCCAAAGCUAAAAUGAUGGUUAUUCACUAAAGCAAGAGAUGUGGAGGUAUAUAUUUGGGCUGUAAUAGCUGAGCUUGACAAACACUCAGACGAUACUAUAUUUUCAGCUCUAGUUGGUUGUUUACAAUUGCCGUUUGAGUAUAACGCCAUAUGACACUAAUACAUAUUUUACAUUAUUUUUGGGUCUGUUCUCAAUUCCAGGUGUUUGCAGAACUACAUUCCAGCUCACAGUUUGACCUUAUCUUGUCCAGUCUGCCGUCAGACCUCAAUUCUACCUGAGAAGGGUGUCUCUGCUCUACAAAAUAAUUUCUUCAUUACAAACCUGAUGGAUGUGCUCCAGAGGAGUCCAGAUAAUGGAAUUGAAGAGUCCUCCAUUUUGGAGACCGUGAAUGCUGUUGCUGCUGGAAAACCACUGUCCUGUCCCAACCAUGAUGGAAAUGUAAGCAAAAAGCUAUGCAUUUUUAAUGGAAAAAUGGGCUCAAUAUUUGGGGUCAUCACAAAGCAGCUUAUUUAUGAAAAAAACUAAAAAAUAGAAUCUAGAAUAGAUACUGUGUCUUACACAUAGACAGAUGCCUAGAUUUAUGGAGUGCUGAAUAUCCUGUAUUGAAUGGCUCCAUGCUGAUUGUCUUUUGGUACCGUCCAGCCAACACACCCUUUUUAUUCAGCUACAUUAGUUGGUGCUGCCAUUGUCAUGCUGCAGAAAUGAUGUCUAAGGAGGCAAAAAUGUACUGAACAUAUGCAUGUGCAGCAAACAUAGAAUAGUAUAAACAAGUCUUUUUUUUUUUUUAAAGGUUUAUAUUGUUUUGGAUAUAGUAUCUCCUUCUGCAUUAGAUUUUACCCCUUGCAUUCAGUGCUGACCAGCACCACAGACUGAAACUCCUGUAUUUUUCAUUUCAUACUUUGUUGCGUACAAUUAUAGUUUAAUCAUAGAUGGAUAAACAUUUUAUUUUUAAUUUCUUUAUUUAAUGGCAGGCAUACGGGCUGAUACAUAUUUCUACACAUUGUUGCCAAUAUACAACAUUUCUAUCAUUCACACUGAGUCCUGCAGCUACUAUUGUUGAUUCAAUAGGUAUUUAACUUAUAUAUCCUUUAACCGUAGGUGGCGGACAUUUCUUGCAGUGACAUAGUGUUUUUGGUAACCAUUUUUCAGGUCUCAUUGCACUACCUUUAUAGCUAUACACCAGGGUAUACUGGUGUUUACCUAUUAGGUUUUUUAUCUAUAAAAAUACAAAUAUUAUAAAACCUGUAGGCAAGUAAAGUUAGAGAAGCACUAUAGGGUCAGGAACACACACGUAGAUGUUAAAAAUACCAUUUAGGUUGCUUGCCCCCUUAGAAAGGAUUACAACUUACUCCUUGGCUAACAUCAUCAGAAUUGAUAUCAUCAUCCAAUCCAAUGCUUUUCCACAGGGAAAGCAUUGGAUUGGCUGAGAUCAUUGAGGCAGCAGGGUCAACCGCCACCCUGCCCUAUCAGCAUCUCCUCAUAGAGUAGCAUUAUUUCAAUGCAUCUCUAUUAGGAAAGUUCAGUGUCUCCUUGGAGACCCAUACACCUUUUGACAGCAGUUACCGGGCAUAAACACCAGAGUCAUCUUAGCUUGAACUUUAAUGACAAACAGGAGGCUUCUGUAGGCUCUUAACAGAGCAUGAGAUAUUUAAACAUUACAUGUCUCUUUACAGGAAAUUUGUAGGGAAAACUUAACAAAAUAAUUUAUGUACCAAAUGGCAGAGAAUUGAGCAGUCAAACUGUGGAGGCACUCUAUUAAGUUAAAGUUGUGUUUGUACUUAGUGUCCCUUUAAUAUCUGGAUAAAUUUGUAUGGAUUAUGUGGUAGAGAAACGUGUGUAUUUCCUCAGAGACCGCAUGGAGUAGCAGGCUUUGAGUGUCAGGAGGGUUCAGUUUUUGUCAAAUCAUUUGGCAAAAACCUAGAGGGGCUGCUCAAAAAGACUAUUUGCACCCAAACAACUACAGUUAGUUGUGUAUUUAAAGUUCCCUUUAAUGCUUCAAUAUCAUGCCUGCAUUUACGCAUACACAAUGUGUCUUGGGCUUGUGACUGACUUAUAUGUGUGGUUUUUUUUUUCGUUGUUUUUUAUUUAUUUAUUUUUUAAUAGUUUUUUGUUUUGUUUUUUUGCAUAAUUUUAAUAUUGCUUUUUAUGAGGACUUAACAUCUCAAACAAACAACCACUUGUUUGUUCUCCAGAUAAGAAUAAUGCUAUGUUGAUAUCUGAUAACCUUCUGUGCGUACACAAAUUCAUGGUUUUCAAACCAUUGUACAUCAGUAGUUCUUGUGUUUUACCAGAAUGCUGUUUGUCUUGUGUUUACAUUCCAUAUGUUUUAUUUUAGAAAUAUUAUAUAUUUUUUCUAAUAUAAAUUCUGUGAUUUCCUUUCUGCCAAUUUUAGCAAUUUUUUUUUUUUUUGUUAAUUUACAUCUUAAUAGAUUUUCACACUCCACUGCAUACUGCUUGUAGCAAUUAUUCUGCUUCAUGGUUUUAACUUGGCAAAGUGUUAGAACAGAUUUGGCAUGCAGAUGUGUGUGAGAUCCUUUGCUGAUGCUUUCUACUUCAUGUAGGUUACACUUUGUAAAUAUUGUUGCCAUACUGUAGUGCACAUCUGUUUUAUUUUUUAACAAGAAUUUCAGAUCCAUUGAUAAAAGUAUUCGUUCAUGCUUUGGUGUCCUUGCAAGCUUUACAUACCACCACUAUCUAUGUGAACAUCAGAAAAGUGUUAUUUCUCAUAGCCACCAUUGCUGUGGUCUGGGCUCAAUUGAACGAAGAAAAAAAAUAGUCUCUCCUUUGAUGUGGUACUAAAGAGGAAGAGAAAGGGACUGAUUAAAGCGGAUCACUGUUAAUACUACUUAUAAGAUACACAAUCUCAUUACUAGAAUCCAGCUAAUCCCUGGGACCCUUGCUAAUUCUUUUGUAUACGGCAGAUGACGAUUAGCUGAACAUUAUGAAGUUGUGCAUAGCACAGAACCUUCUUAAUGUAUCAUGGCAUUUCAUUUCAAGGAUUGGGUUAAUCAGUAAAACUGUUUUUCACUAGUAUGGCUCACUGCCAAGCAGGAAGGGCAAGUGAGGUUCAAUUUCAGCACUUGUAAUGCUGCUUUUGUCACCUUAAGACUUCUAAAGUGUCUCUGUACUAUUCUGAAAAAUGCGUUUGUAUAAUUUAAGUGGUGACAUGUUGCUGUGCAUUAUACAUGUAUUGGUACUUUGUACUUCAUUUCUGACUAACUACACCUCAGCUACUCAUUCAUAUGGAAGGGAAUUUGAUUCAUUUUAUCUCUCGAGAGUAUUUUGGUAGACCUUGGGUAUCUGAUCUCACAUCAAGCUUGUAAGGUUUGAAUUUUAUUUGGGAAUAUUUCCUGAAUACUAAAUUAUACAUUUUUGAAAAAAUGUUUUUAUAAUUCUUUAUUUUUGCAUUCCAGUAGACUGUAAUCACAAGCCAAACAGAAACAUAGCAUUUACAAUAAGGUCACAACAUACUUCCACAAAAUAUUGAUAAGCAUUCCAAGACCCACAGCAAUCAAGAAGUAAUCCCCAGGCUGUUAUUGCUAGCACUAUGUCUGUCCACAGCACAAUGUUAUAUUUUUAUUAAGUAAGACAGAGAAUUAAAGAAUAAAUAAGAGAAAAGUUUAAAGGGUAGCAAGAACAUUGAACCAAGCUUCUGAUUCCCCCCUACCUCUGGUGCGCUAUAACCAACUGAAUGGGCUUCUUUAUCUAUGUCAUAUACCCCUUCCAGGCAAUACGUUUAAGUCCAUUAUCUGUCGUCUAGUGUAUCGAAAUCUGCCACGCUCCAGAUAAAAGAGGAAGGGGGAAUGUGUGCGGGGGAAACUGACGGAAGAGGGAAGAGGAAAGUGAGGAGGAAGAGGGGAGGAGAGGGAUAGGAAUGCCGUCAGGUGGAACCAAUCCAUAACAUGCGGAAACAUCCCGCCUCGUGGCUCUCACCUCCCCCGCCCCUCAGGUUGUCCACCCACAGGAAAAAAAUGAUACAUUCUAAAUGCCACAGUUUAUAAUGAAAUCUGUCAGCAGUUGAUCUUAUGUAAACUGAUUUUAAGAAUUUAUAUAUUUCUACAUAAUUACAGCUGUAUUUAAAGUUUUUUUUUGUUUUUUUUUUACUUUAUUUUUUUGACCAAAUAAAUAUCACAACAUUUUGGGUUUGGAGUACUUCUCUGCUUAAAAGAACACAAUAAACACUACAGUGUGCAGUAGUGGUUCUGUUGCCAGGAGUGUGUUGGCCUGUAAGAAGUUGAAUUGUUUUGGAAGGUUUUACUUCUUACCUAAAGUUUGCUGGGCACCAUCCCCCUGGUGGUGGCUAUACUAAACCAAUGGAAGCACCUGCUUAGGAGCCUUUGGCUCUUUGUAUUGAUAAAUUUGUUGUGUUGCCAACAAAUGAUGUACAUCAGAUAUGACUGCUAAGGCACAAAAGGAGCAACAGAUAAAACAAAAAACAAGCAAACUAAUAUGAUUUUUUUUUUUUUUUUUUUUUAAUAUGGCAAAGAAAAUUGAGCUUGUAUAUAUGUAAUAUUCCAUGUAUCAUAUGCUUGUAUAAGUAUGGGUUAAAUACAGUUAUUCCAAUAUGACGUUCGUAAAGCCUAUUGCAUUAUCCUACAUAUAAUGAGGGCAUAUUCAAACAUUUAGUUGUAAUAUGAGAAAAUUAUUUUUUGUUUUUCCCACAAAAAGGGUAACCGAUACCUGGAACAGACUUCUAGAACAUAGUAAAUUCAAGAUUAGGGUAAUAAAGAUAAUCCUGAAGAAGGAAUGUGUUAAAUAGCACUACAACAGCCAAUGAUAACACAAGUCUAGAAAGGUCAAAGGCUUGUUUGCCUGCACAUAUUCAUUAGUUUUACUUAUUUGAUGCAUUACUGUUUUUAUUUAUACAUCUCCAUGGCUUGGGUGAUGAGAUAACUUGUAGUUGAUAUCCAGAAAGCUGAAAAUAAUUGCCUUAUUUUGCUUGCAGGUGAUGGAAUUUUAUUGCCAGUCAUGUGAGACUGCAAUGUGUCAGGACUGUACAGGAGGGGAACAUGCAGAGCACCCCACAGUACCUCUAAAAGAUGUAGUUGAGCAACAUAAGGCAGCUCUGCAGGCUCAGCUGGAUGCUGUCAAGAAAAGGUAAAAUUAUUAAUUGUAUGUAUGUAUUUUGCUGUGUCCUGGGUUUAUCUGAAGACUGUAAAUUUUAUUCCAAUGAGAAAUCUCAAUGAAUUGUUUAUUUUUAUUUAUUUAUUUAUUUUUUACUUGGGCUACAAGAAAUGCAGAAAUUGCUUAUUUCUACAAAUAUAUUUUACUGGAAUUCAAACCGCUCAUAUGAAGAAAAGGGCAAUCCCAUAUAUAUAUCCAACAUUACAACAUUGUUAUAAAAUGUAAACAAUCAGAACAUUUAAACGAACACAAAAAUGUAUGUCAUUUGUGGAAAAAAAACAUAUGAAGAUUAUACGAUACACCAUAAAUAGGAUUUAAACGGAUAUGUCCAGGUUCCUUGCUGUAUCCUGGAUGACAAAAUUCAGCAAUCUCAAAAUGCAGAUAUUAAAAUAAUAGAUUCAGAAACAAAAAGGCUGAGUAAGCAUCACGAGGAAAAUGCAAGCUUUUUUUUUUUUUUUCAUAUUGUCCAUGGAUAAAAAAAAAUUUAUAGAAUAACAUUGUUCUCACAAAGAAUAGCUCAAGUGUGGAGAUCAUGCAGACAGAACACUACAGUCUAACCUAAAAGUCUACAAAAAACAAACUAUAUACAUGGCACUAGAGUAAGAAAACAAAACAAAAAGAUAAACAAAUCUCUAGUGCCAGUAGGAUAGCAAAAGGUCUAUCCAGAGCAUAUCCCUCACAACUUACACCGAGAAUAUGCAGGAAAGUUCAUACAAAGAAUAAAGCUACCCUACCUAGUGAGUAUGUAUCACUUGUAUCUCAACAGAAAUGGUUACAGAGUAAGAUAUAUAAUAUAUACAUACAUACAGUAUAUGUACACUUUUACAAUAUAUCCCCCUACUGGCUAGUAAGUAAAUUACAGAAAUUAUAGCUGUCUGAACAGUAAUGUCUAAACCAUAUUACCUCCAUAUGACUUUAUUGGUACAAUGAUCAGACAGUACUGUACAAAAUAAAGGAGUCUCUAUAAAACCUGAUUCAUAUAAAGAGUGCUUAUUAGGAGAGUCUGGUUAUGAGCUCAAUACUGUACUACCGUAGGAAAAACAAAACACUUCUUACAAAGUGAAUACUUGGCGUCAGCCUGUAAAUUCAAUAUGUCUGUAAGAUAGAAGGAUGAAGGUAAGAAAAUCUAGCAGCUUCUUGGGUAAAUAGAUGAAAGCAGUUUCGGUACCUCUCUCAUGUAUCUUGGUAAGUCGGGAAAUACAUUUCUGUAGCCUACCCAGGUGAUAAGUAUAAGUGCUUGCAAAUAUGUAUUCUUAACACUAUAGUUACCUGUUCAAUGUUAAUUACCUGGCCCCUCACCAAGUGCUUAAAAAGGUGGGAUUUACUUACCUUUUCUCCAUCGCUACGCUGGUCUCGCAACAUUUUGCCCUGCCUCCAUGGCUGAGAUCAUCAGUUUUGAUGAUCUUCACCAAUCCAACGCUUUUCCAUAGGAAAACCUUGGAACGCUAUUGCGCAUGGCAGCAAGAUGCUGCUGGCGCCAAUCAGCAUCUCCUCAUAGAGCUGUAUUGAAUCAGUGCAUUUCUAUGGGGAGCAUUUAGUGACUCUUUGCAGAGCCCAGAGACACUGAAUGUGCUGCACACACUGCAGCACCGAAAAAGGAAGCACUUCUAGUGGCUGUCUGAGUGACUGCACCUUGGCAGCAAUGUUAACACUGCCUUUUGUAUAGUUCUCUAUUUUAUAAUGUAUUUCUGUUUGCAAUUACUCAAUUAUUGUAUUCCUGUUUGCAGGUUGCCUGAGAUAGACUCUGCUCUUCAAGUUGUAUCUGAAAUCAUAAAUCAAUUGGCAAAUCAAAAAUCCAGCAUUGUAGAUGAAAUUCAUUCAACAUUUGAUGACCUGCAGAAAACGCUAAAUGUUCGAAAAAGUGUACUGCUCAUGGAACUGGAAGUUAACUAUGGUUUGAAACAUAAAGUAAGUAGUAAGUUUGUUAGUUCACUUACAAUAGCUUCCCUUGUGCUUAAUUUAUAGAAAUAUUUAUUUUAGAUUUCUUACAACAAACAUCGUAUCAUUUGUUAGUAGGUACAGGGUUAUAUAUGGAAUAUUAUAUAUUUGAACAUUGUAACAAAAGGAGUUCAGAACCAUCACAAUGAUCUAACAAUCUAAUAUUUGUAGCACUUAUUUCUAAGUUAGAGGUUAUUCAAAAUGAUUUCAAUCCGAUUAGUAAACCUGCUCUAUGAAUUAAAACAAGUGAAAUAAACAUGGGUUUGUGCCAUAAGAGAGAACAUUAGAGCAAUGGGAAGUUAUGUUAUAGUGUAGUAGUAAUUUUUUCUGCACUUGUGGACAGGUUCUUCAAGCACAACUUGACACGUUAAUUGAAGGACAGGACAGCAUUAAGAGCUGCAGCACCUUCACGGCGCAGGCACUUAAUCAUGGAACAGAAACCGAAGUUUUGUUGGUUAAAAAACAGAUGAGCGACAAGCUGAAUGAGUUAGCCAACCAGGAUUUCCCACUGCAGCCCCAUGAAAAUGAUCAGUUGGACUUCAUUGUGGAAACUGAUGGAUUGAAAAAGUCAAUUCACAAUCUUGGUACCAUCCUAACAACAAAUGCUGUGGCCUCAGAAACAGUGGCCACUGGGGAAGGGUUAAGGCAGAGUGUAAUUGGACAGGCAAUGUCUGUCACUAUAACCACAAAAGACAAAGACGGAGAACUCUGCAAGACUGGUAGUGCUUACAUUUCAGCUGAACUGUUAACUCCGGAUGGCAGCGUUACUGAUGGUGAAAUACUUGACAAUAAAAAUGGCACUUAUGAGUUUUUGUACACGAUACCUAAAGAAGGGGAUUUCACACUUUCUUUGAGACUUUAUGAUCAGCAUAUAAAGGGAAGUCCUUUUAAACUAAAGGUAGUCAAAUCUGCUGAUGUCUCUCCUACCACUGAAGGGGUGAAGAGGCGAGUAAAGUCACCCGGAAGUGGGCAUGUGAAACAAAAAGCUGUGAAGAGGCCGGCAAGUAUGUACAGCACUGGAAAAAGGAAAGAAAACCCAAUAGAAGAUGACUUAAUCUUUAGAGUUGGUGAGUACGUCAUUCUUUUUGUCUUUAAUUUGUUUCUUCUAAAAUAAAGUCAAAGAUUGUGGGGUUUUGUUGGAAGCUUUUUUUAUUUUAUUUUUAUUUUAUUUUUAUUUUAAUUCAUUUUUUUAUAUAUAUAUAUAUAUAUAUAUAUAUAUAUAUAAUGUCAAUGAGAAUGCAGAUAUCCAAUCCGCACACAGCCUAAAAGUAUACUAAUCUUCUGUUUAAAAUGGCACCACAACCCCAUUAUAAAUACAGCAUGCUGAAGCAGUGCCCGGUUAUCCCUGGUUUAACUUUGUACCUGGGAUCUGUCAGAUGGCAAUCCUUGCAGCCAGAAGCUGUUUCCACUGAGCUAAGCCCAACAGUGCACAGCUUUACCCAUUGGCUGAGAGUGAUCACCCAACACUCUCAGACAAUUAGCUGUGCAUCAUCGUAAGAAGUUGUAACAAACGGUUUGAUUGCCAAUAUUGGGAUGCCAGGAAACGCCUAACACAAUAACCACUACCCUAACCGCACUGUAGUGAUGAUGGUGCUUGAGGUGUUCCUGUAAGUGAUGAUGACGGUGGAUACCACAGCUGUGUGAAGGAAAAGUAUUUUUAAUAUGUUGAUUUAAAAUUGGUAACUCCUUUCUCUGUUCACACAAGUCCAAUUUACUGAGUAACCCUUAAAUAUCUUUAAAAAGCAAAAAGGUUAUGUUAUUGUUAAUCUUGAAUGUCGUAUUAAUAUAUCAUCCUCUAAGAAGAGAACACAAAGACAAUAUUUGCACAGUCUAUUUAAACCAUUGCAUGCAAACAAAAUUACACUGAAAGUGUGAAAAGCACAGUUUGUUUCAGAGCUGUUAAAUCUUUGUUAAUUUAAAUCAUUUUACUUACAUUGGUUUUAAUCAUUACUCCAUGGUUGUCUGAAUAUUUAAAUGUUGUCAAUGUGUUCUUGAACGUAGUGGCCAUCCUGCGUUGCUUUGAUUGGGGGUUGAGUGGUUGGGCUUGUUGCUGUAACAGUCCGUGCUGGGAAUGUUUGUGUCUGCACAGUGAGAACAUUUUCUGUCCUCUGUGUUCUGGCCACUGCUGUCACAUGGCUCUGAUGUUAAAAUGAUAAUAGCACAAAACAGAUGGUCCUGCUUUUACAGUACAAUGGUGGAAAUGUGUUUUUUACUUUUUUUUUUUGUUUUGUUUUUAAAGCAAACCAUUCAUAGAAUAUCUUGUUAGCAGCAGCUGAGAGACCAUUACAGUGCAUUGUGAAGCACUGAGAUCUUAAUUCUUUGAAGAACAAUUAUCAGUCAUUGAGAAUUAGCGAGGUAGUUUUACCAUUUUUGAAAGCUUAUACUUUUUUAUUCGUAUCUAAUAAAGGAGUCCCCUACCUUUCUGCUGUAAACUAAUCCAUAUUAAAAAGGAAAAUAAAGUACAGAAAGAGUUAGGCUGAUGUCAGUGCCAAAAACCCAAAAGUGGAUAGCACUUUAAGAAAAUUAAACCAAAUCAAAUCAAUUGUGCAUCCAAAAUAAACCAGCUGCAGUCACCUAAAGUGACAAAAUUAUCCAAAAACACGUGUUUCGCUAAAAAGUAUACUCAACAUUGAUCAAAGGAAUUCUGAAAAAAAAUAACAAAACACAAUCUAAUGCAGAAUAUCCUUAUCAUAGAUCUACAGUGACUGAUAUAUACAUUAGUGGGUUCCAUUCACAUUUACCAAGAACAUUUCGAAACCCGGAGGAAUAGAGGCGAGCGAAAGGCAUCACUGAGAGGUGGAGCUUGGAGCUUCUAACGAAACCUGGAGCCACUGCAUAUAAUGAGUGCCAUCUCUGGAAAUAAAGGUCUUCUGGUCUGAGCAUUGUGGGAGUUAUUCCCUCUCAAGUGGAGCCUUUCUCACCCAGAGCCAGGUUUUAUAGGGCUCUGGUAACUGGGAGUGCAACCCACAAAUAUGUAUAUCAGUCACUGUAUAUCUAUAAUAAGGAUAAUCUGCACUAGAUCGUGUUUUGUUAAUUAUUUUCAGAAUUCCUUUGAUCAAUGGAUGUUAAAGGACCACUAUAGGCACCCAGACCACUUCAGCUCAAUGAAGUGGUCUGAGUGCCAGGUCCCCCUAGUUUUAACCUUGCAGCUGAAAACAUAGUUUCAGAGAAACCCGCUAUGUUUACAUCGCAGGGUUAAUCCAGCCUCUAGUGGCUGUCUUCCUGACAGCCACUAGAGGCUGCCUUUCUGACAGCCACUAGAGGCCGCUUCCGCAAUUCUCAGUUAGAAAAUCGCAUUGAACUCACGCAGCGUGAGUUCAGAUCCCAAUAGGAAAGCACUGAGUAAUGUUUUUCUAUGGGCGGUUUGAAUGUGCACGCCUCUGGCCGCGCAUGCGCAUUCGGCUCCACUUGGGAGCUGAUUUAGGCAGGGGGAGAGGAGAGUGCACCAGCGCAGAGAAAGCCUGGUGCUGGAUUAAGGUAAGUGGCCCCUUCAGUCCAGCGGGAGGGGGGCUCCGAGGGAGGGGGGACCUAAUAGCCCUAUAGUGCCAGGAAAACUGUUUUCCUGGUACUAUAGUGCUCCUUUAAGUAUACUUUUUAGCACAACACUUUUUUUUUUUUUUUUUUUAAAUGUCCGUUCCUUAUGAGGCUUUGAUGAAUCAUGUGAACAUCAACAGGUGAAGCUGUCAAGGUCUCUGUGCAUGGCUGAUCUUAUCAUGACUCUUCUUGUGCUUCUUGCUGCCCGUGAUCCUAUCAGUGAAUGCAUCAUUUGUAGCGUCCUGUCCAGUCACUGCACUCCACUGAUUUAAGAGAGCAAGAUUACAUUGGAUAUGCCAGAGAUAAUUGAUACAAUUGUAUGUAGUAACAGAGAUCUAUUGUUUACUGUGGCAACACUAUUUUUCCUCUGUUGCAUUUGCAGAAUAUAUUUGAAUAUUUGAAAAAUAAAGUGCUAUCAGAACUCUAUUGGAAACCCAGAGUCUAGAUAAAAAUAACUUGUUCUGGAGACAUAUGAUAAUGACUCCAUAACCCCCAAGUUUCUGUUAUUUUUCCCUAUCGCACACUUCACCAUUCUGUAUCUUUUUUUUUUUUUUUUAUUCUUUAUUUUUGCACACGAUAGGCAAUGCAAGAAUAAUACAACUUGAAGGCUUGCGCAGAAGCCACAAUAUAAAAGAGCAUGUUCAUAGACAUAUAAGUUAACAUCGGCCCCUAUGGCUAGCCUCUUUAUAGUUUCUAUACAACUUGCCUCCCAUCGAGGAUUUUAUGUUUUUAAUUGGCUGCUUCACUUAUCUUCCCAAUUUUCAUAUGAUAGGCAUAGCGAGAGCAGUACAACUGUGAGGCCCGUGCAGGAGCCUGAAUGUUAGUAUUCUAACUUGGAGAAAUGUAGUGAGACAAUAGGCCAUAAGACAAGCCUCUCAAUGAAUGCUAUUCCACUAGCCUCCUGUCAUUGAUAUUGUAUCUUUUAGUCUGGCCCUGCCUCCUGAGGAGGAGCCCUAACUCCAUCCAUGUCUGGGUGUACUUUAGGCAUCAUCAAUCCUCCGUCAGCGCGCUCAUGCUUGAGUGAGGGAAGGAAGUUAUGUCACCAUAGAUUGGAACAAUGUUAGCCAUAAAGAAGUAGAGAAGUAAAAGAAAAAUAAAAGAUAUCCUUGUAAGCCAAGGAUUUAGUACCAAGAAGUAGAGAACGUGAAAAAGACAGGUAGAGAAAGAGAAGACAAGAUAAGAUGAGAGAGAGGGGACCAUUCUGUAUCUUUUAUAUAGGUCAGUGUUAGGGUAGUUUGAGGCUUAAGGGUAAAGUAGGUAUUAAUGUUAAGUGACUGUGUAGUUCCUAAAUGGUCACUUUAGGCACCCAGACCACUUUAUCUCAUUGAAAUGGUCUGGGUGCAGUGUCCCUGACCCCUUAACCCUACAAUCUGAACCAUGCAAUCAGAGAAACUGCAGUGUUUACAUUGCAGGGUUAAGACUGCCUGUUGUGGCUGUCCACCAGACAGGCUGUAGAAGUGCUUCCUGCAGUUUCACAGAGUUUAACUCUGUGAAACAAUAUAAGACCUCUUUAUAAUGUGACAUGCUGUUACAUCCAGCGUCUUCAAUCCCCCAUAGGAAAGCAUUGAUUUAAUGCUUCCAUAUGGGGAAGGCCACACAUACACAUUAGGCAGUGAUGUCGGUGGUGACUGAGCCAGCAGCAAGGGACUUCAGCCCUGGAAUUGGAUAAGUGUCUUAUGUUUUGUUAACGCUUUAAUUGCUGGGGGUGGAGGGUGCAGAGGCACACUAUUUUGUUAGGAAUACAGCUUUGUAUUCCUAACAAAAUAGUGUUCUUUAAGGGAGAUGUCUUUACUGGUGGGGCAGCAUGAGGCACAAAUGUCCUAGUGCUGCGUGGUAUUAGAGCAAGUGAAACCUACUCCUUUAACUCAGGAGCAUAACUCUCGCUAAUCUUGGGUAUGUGUUCAUAUUUGAUUACAAGUUAAUAAUGGACCAUAUACUCUGUAUAUCCUGUGCCUUAUUUGGUUUUGUUUGAAUGUUUUUUUUAGGUACAAAGGGAAGAAAUAAAGGUGAAUUUACGAAUCUCCAAGGUGUAGCUGCAUCAACAAAUGGAAAAAUUUUGAUAGCGGAUAGUAACAACCAAUGUGUACAGGUAUUUAUUAAAAUAUUACUUAUACAGAUCCAAAUGGGUUGUGUUUAUGGAGUAUCCGGAGUAUUUCAGUUCUAAUCUGAUGAAGUUCACAGUUUACAUUGGUUCAUAUUUCAGUGACUCCCACCUUGUGCUUCUUUUUACUACCAUAUCUCUAGUAACAUUGCAGCCACUGUGACUUGCAUUGUGCUGUGUCAUGCCAUGCAGUGUUACCAGCAUGGCCAUACGAUAAUAAGCCACUUUCGGAUUUCCACUAGAGUAAAAGCAAAAAAAUGAGUGACUUUAAAUAAAUGGAUACACAGAGGGAGCAAUAAAAAAAAUCACACUAAACACUUUCUCCACCUGGCCAUUAUACAUAAUUUUCCUGGCUUUCCCAACCAAGACAUUUGACCUGCAUCCCAAGACCUGUAGCCACAGACACAUGAAUAGCAUUCCUCAUUGGACUCCCAGAAUGUAGUAUAUACAACAUUGCUUAUAGUGGGGGGCCAGAAGAACUGGGGAUACAUUCCCUGAGUCUUCUCAGCUAUUGUCCUACAUUAUGCACUAUGAAACCUUUUGGUCUUCUGUUGAUGGAUGUCUGUCUGUCUGUCCUGCUCUUCCCCCCUUUUAAUUUUUUCUUUCUCAGAUCAGGAUUUCACCCCAUCUAAAGUGCUUCCUUAGCUUGCUGACCUUCAUAGCUUGCUUUCUGGUCUCAAUCAUAUGCGCGAUUAUGCUGAUUGUACUGCUACUGGUACACCUCUAUCCUUCCCCACACAUGCAGACAAACAGAUACACAUGCAGACACGCACAUAGACGCAUACAUACAUACAGGCAGGCACACAUAUAAAAAAUGUUUUGACUUCCCUGGGGUCCAGUCGUAGCACAGCCUGAUGGGAGACAGAGUUCCCACUCGGACUCCCUCCUCCUUUUUCCUGCGCGUGCUCUGUGUGAUUGCUGGAGGAGUGACCGGGGCCAACGUCCUCACAGGGGGCCCGGUCGCAGGGGUCCGCAGGGCGGCCGGGUCCCCUGGAGUGACGGGACAGUCGCAGCUGCGACCUGUAGUUCUGCCAGUAUUGCCAAGGCUCUGGGGCUCCACACUAUUUUCCUUCGUAAAACUCUAUUGGUGGGGGGAAAAAAGCAUCAAUCCUAUUUUCUUUUGCUUUAACAAGGCUCAAACCAUGAUCCAAGACAUCUUCCAACCUCUCAUAGCUGUGUGGAAAUUUCCAGUGAGUCAUUAUACUCCUUGCAAGUGAUGGAAGGACUGUAACAUGAACCUUAUCAUUUAAUAAGAAUCCCUUCUAAAAUAAAGAUUUUUGAAUGCAGUAAAUCUAACAGUACUAGCCUUGCUGCUAACUGUGUUAACACUGUAGCUUAUCUCCCUUAUGCAUUACAUUUUGGUUCUGUAAUUGCCCUGAAUGUUCGCUAUGGAUGUAUAAUGUAUGUAAUGCAAGGUAAUAUACAUGAGCUAUAUGUAUUACAAUAUUUACAAAUUGCUCUGCUAAGUAAUUCCUGCUGGAUUGUUCAUCUGCAUGGUUGAUUUCUGUGUUCAGGUUCAAUAACAAUGUAUUGCAACAUGCAGUUUUUUUUGGUGUAUAAAUGUUGUCCCUGUCUGAAAACCUGCAUGGUUUACAUUUUUACCCUUUCCAUGCCUACUAGUGGCUCUCAUUCACACACCCAUUAGGGGCUUUAGACUAAUAUAAUUCAGCUAUUCAUUUGAUUUGACAUCCAGGGGGGAGGGUGGGGAAGGCAAUGAUGGUGUGCACGAUGAGGCGUUUCGCUGUGGGAUUGGGUUCUUCAGAUCACUAUGCAAAAUAACUCGGAUCACUCUUAUAACGCACUCGCUCACGCAAAAAACUAAUUACAAAAGUUGUGGAAGAAAAUCUACUAAAUAUAAGGCAAGCUAAUCGAGCAACUAUCUUAUAGACACAAUAAUCAAUCUGGCAAUAGUUGAAUAUAAAUAAAUAGGGAAUGCGUAAAUUGUAACACAGAUUACAUACAGAAUACAAUUCUGCUUAAUAUAACUAUUUAUGCAUCAUUCAAAGAAUAAACAUGUCACAGAUUAAAAAUGCUUGCCUACAAAAUAUUAAAACACAAUUGUGCUCAGUCAUAUACAAUCAAGCAUAUCAAAUAUUAAAACUUAGAAAUUGAGACCUUACUUUAGGGGAACAAUGGAGACCAUAUUGACCCAUAUAUAAUAAAUUCAUUAAAAAAUUCAAACCAAUUCAAUAUUUAAACCAUGUGGUUCUAAAGUGUGUAAUAACUUAACCCAGCGGUUCCCAAACUCUGUGCCGCUGAAUAAUUAUCUGGUGCUGUAAUUAUAGCACCGGGGAAACAUUACUGCUCAACAGGAACCCGGUCGAGUUCUGCGGUCAUUUAAGACUGCGACCGGGCCCCUGUAAUGGCGGUCACUUCCUGCCAGCAUCCUGCAGGGAGACGGCACAGGAGGGAGAGGAGGCAGCAGCAGCGUGAGGGGAGAGGAGCAUGAAGAGCUUCAGACCCCUCACUCCCACAGCAGCAGCAGGACUCCAAGCUACCCUCCUGGCUCAUAAGGUAAGCGAACAGGAGGGUGGCUGUAGAUAUAAAAAAAAAUGUAUGUGUAUAUGUGUGUUUAUAUGCAUCUGUGUGUUAAUGUGCAUGAAUAUCUGUGUAAGUAUGUAUGUGCAUACAUCCAAGCAGUCCAACACCAGCACAACAUACAAGCACACUCCAGCAUUCAAACAAAAUAAAAUAUACAAACACACCAAUUCACUCAAACUCAAAUACUUCACACAAAUGUACAUCCACGUUUAAAAGUGAACAUAACAUUCUGAUACACCCCUGCAAUCAAACGCAAGCAUCACAUACAAACACACCCCUGUAUUAACACAAUAAAUGUAUACAAGCCCCCCUUCAAACACCAACACUGUACAUUACACUAUAGCGCUAGUAAAUGCGGCAGGGCUGUACAGAUCUACAACCUAGAAAUUUUGACUUGGGGUGCCUUGGAGAAGUACUAAAAUAUCAAGGGCGCCUUACACCAAAAAAGUUUGGGAACCACGGCGUUAACCAAUUUCAUUUUUUCCGUUCCUAUAUUAAUAGUGUAAUUACCACCUCUCCCAGACUUCAUCACAACCUGUAUACCUUAAUUAAUCACUUAGGAUCCUUAUAAGGUGUUAAAAAUAAAUAUUAUAUGGUUGCUGCUAAUUUACAAUAUUUGAAAUAUUUUUUUUGUUUUACCGCCUUCUAUUCACCUAUUGCACUUUAUCAAAUAGGUACUUGACAUGCUAACAGGAACUAUGGGUUUUAUUACAUAUUCCUUUAAAUUGUGAACUCAUUUAGGCAGGGACGUCUUCACCUACUGUUCUCGUAUGUCAUACAUGUUUUGUUAGAAUUAUUAUUGUACAGCGAUGCAGAAUAUGUUUGCAUACAUAAAUAAUUGUAAUUAUAUGUGGACUGCUGUUUUUGUCAGAUAUUUUCUAAUGAUGGGCAAUUUAAGAGCCGAUUUGGUAUUCGAGGAAGAUCUCCAGGUCAGCUCCAGAGACCAACAGGAGUGGCUGUCCAUCCAAGUGGUGACAUAAUCAUUGCAGACUAUGACAACAAGUGGGUCAGCAUCUUCUCACCAGAUGGAAAAUUCAAGGUAAAUAGUGUAUGUUGGAAGCCUAAUGUUCACCUCUCUUGUAGGUUUGACUAGGCACACUCCUGUCUGAGUUUAAGUUUUAAGGAUAGCAGAGUUAAAUGCACCAUCCUGCAUUUUAUAGAGCCCUUCUUAACCAGGAUUUUAUCUUAUGUUUAAAAGAAAUUGGCACAAAGGAAAUCCAAAAACAUAAUGUGAAAACAAGUGAAACGUAGAAUAAUGCCAAUCUUGCCCCUGACUCCACAAAUUAAUGGAGAUAAUUAAAAUGCAAAGCAAAAUAAAAAUAAUUUUAAGUCUCUGAAUGAAUGUACCUUAUGUGCUUUUGCAGACAACUUGGAAACAUCUGAGAUCAGCAAAUCCUGCUCCUCUCAUUCCCAAUGGAUGCUAUCCAUAUUCCAUUAAUCCCCUCGCAGAAGUAGUUUCAUUCAUGAGAAGACAUGAAUUACACUAUUUUGUAACCUACUGGAAGUUGUAGCACAACUUCAUUGCUGGAGAUCAUGAUUCAUGUUAAAGGGUGAAGUUAUUUUGCAUCAUCAAUAUAUAUUCACUGCUGCAGAAUAUCCUAUUUUAGAAAGCCAGCAGAAAUGAUUUGACAAUUGUGAGCAGCAUGCAUGCCAUACAUUAACUUGUACAACCAUAGCUAAUCCUGGCGCCAUGUUGUGGGAUGAGGGCAUAAAGCUGUUGUGAUUUUUGAAAAUUUAAUGAGUGAUGACAGGACAAACUUAUAUGUAAGUUUUAGCAUUUUAAAAGUUCAUUUUAGAUUCAAUUUAUAUACUAAGCAUCAAGAUAAACAAUAAUUCUUUAAAUUACAGGGACUUAAAUUGCAUAGGUUAGUGGUUCUGAACUUCUGGGUCAUGACUCAAAUUUGGGUCCCCAAGCUAUAUUUACGCAUCCUGCGUAGUUGUAAAAGACCCAAAAUAUUCAUCACAAUAAAUUUGUUUCAACAGCACCGAUGCCUUUCUCUGUGCCAUAGGACUCCUAGUAGCGUCUAAUGCAAGGAUUGUAUAGAAUUAUUGUUGUUAAAUAUUAUAUAACUUUAGAUAAAUGAGCUAUAUAGUUAAUGGAAGUAUUAGAACCUAUGUCAUAGAAAGUCAUACAUAACUAUUCUUUUUAUUUUUUAUUUCAAUAGACAAAAAUUGGAUCUGGCAAGUUGAUGGGACCCAAGGGAGUCUCUGUCGAUCGCAAUGGACACAUUAUUGUAGUGGACAACAAGGCGUGUUGUGUUUUCAUCUUCCAGCCAAACGGAAAAAUAGUAACCAGGUUUGGUAGUCGUGGAAAUGGGGACAAGCAGUUUGCAGGUACACUUGAUGGUAAUAUGUAGACCACCCUUGUCAUUUUUUAUUUGCAUGUUGCAUGGAGAAUAUCAAGCAGGUAUGAAAUAUCCAGAUGUCUGGGAAUUUUUCCUUAUUCGAGAAAAGGCAUUUGCUGAUUCUAUUAAUGAGUCUAUUAAUUUAGUAUUACAUCUGAUUCCUUACACUCGUGAUUGCUUCUGCAAAUUUGAAAUAGCUCUAUAUUAUUGGUGUGACAUGCUACCCUAUAACACUCUCUAUUGCAUGCAAAAUAAAAUUUGCUUCAUUUAUUCUUUAUUUUACAUAAAGCUCAUCUUUAGUACAAUACCACAUUUGUCUUUCUGUUUGGAUUUAAUGCUUUGUUACACAUUGCAUCGAUUGUAUGCUUGUGCCUUACAAUAGUGCAUGGAAUUGUUUAUUUGCAUAUUUCUUUAUCAGUUUUGUUUUUAGCAAAACAAUUGCAUAAGCGAUUACAUUGUUUGAACACAUUCAGCCAUAUAAUUAAAUGAGUUAUUACAGCUAACAAAAACAAUCAAUUAGGGGAAACCUAGACACAUUAUAUAAUCCUUUAUGUUCUAGGAUUAUGAUUUGAUGCUAGUACCUAUUUAAAAAUAUAUAUCCUACAGAAAACAUUUAACAGUUUAGCCAUUUCUGUUCCCUAAAUCACUUUAUAGCUGCUCUCUCAUCAUGCUUAUUGUAACGGCACCCCGGGCAUAAAAGGGGUUAAAGCAGUUUAGGAGAUAUUCCCUUUCCAGAUACAAAGACCGCUACCGAAUCCACCAAUCCGCCGAACUGGAAAAAAAAACCAUACGAAAGGUUUACACUCCAAACUGCCGAAUAGGAAAAACCAUACGAAUAAAUCCCCCCAAGUACAAGACGAGGUUCUGUAUUGAGGGUCAAGCAGGAAUCUGGUUUAAUGUGGGCUACCUGCCCGGUAUUUAUGCAGGUCUCCCACCAGGUGGACACUCCCCUAGGGGACCUGGUGGAAAACUGGGACAAAAUACAACACUAACCAAUCAGAGCAUUACAGAGAUAAAACACUCCCACAGGCACAUUGUAAACCCUCCUCUCUACCUUGGAGGUAAUUGGGAAGUAACUCAAUUAGGAUAGAGGCAAAACUCCAUUUUACACAUGGAAAUAAAAAUAUAUAACUUCUAAACUACCGAAUACAAUACACACUUUUAAUGUAUCCCCAGCUUAGAUCUGAGUGCACAUUAUAACCGAAUGGUGCUCAGAUCACUUACAUACAGUUCAAUCGCCAUGGAGCCAAAGUCUUUCACAUAGUCUUUCGUUAUACGAAUGGGCUCCAUGGGAUAGCUAUCUGAGGUAGCUCCGUUCGUCGGUUUAAUCUCCAGAACGGCCCGGCGUUCGUAUGAACGAAUGAGGCAGGACAAGGGAGGUCGGCGGUUUCAGCGGUGUUCGUGAAGAAAAGUGUCUGUUUCCAGUUCCAUGGAAUCGUCAACGAACACCGCUGUGCAUUCGACUGUUUAAGAUGGCCGCCGCCACGUGUUCGGCUAUACGAACGACGGCCACCCAGAGUUUGUCAAUUAAGCUGCGGUUAACCGCAGCUUCGAGGAGGUAAAUUGCUGGCACACUCCCUACACAGGUGGUUCGGUCAUUCGUAUGUUUGUUCGGUAAAUUCAAUUUACCGAACGCCCUGGUGGCACGAACAAGCCUUUCUGCAGGGAGGAAUAAGGGUUUUAACAUGGGGGACCAUAGUCCUGAGGCAGCAGGUGAGCAACCAGUCUUCUCCAGGACCAAGUGGCGAGGUUAGUUUCGCCACACUUAUGUCUUUUCGUGGUUUUCUGUUUUCAUGAGAAAAAUUAGGGACUCCUUUUGUAUUAUGCAUUUUUCCUUUACUUGACAAGAGACAGAGCUAUCUUUUGUCAAGCCUUGUUAAGACCGUAGCUGUCACUAUUGACUGCUAAGAGGGGGGAAAAAAAACUUUGUAUAGAGGAUCCCGUGGUCUUUCCGGACCCUCCAUAGACAUCAGUAUUGUACUCUUAUGCAUGCGCAUGCAAAAGUACAGUGCUGACAUAAACUCCUGGCAGUUGGUGGCACCCACAAGGGACAGGCUCAGGUAAGUAAAAACUACCUACCAGUCACCAUGUGGCCGCUGGAAUUAAAGCAGAGAAAUCACCAUCUGGAGUAUUCAAAUGUUUAUCUAUGUUUAAGGUAAGGCCUUGAUUUAGUUUUCUACCUGAGAAAAUAGGAACAUUGAUACACUAGCUUUAACUUUGGCUUCAUCCUAAACUCCUGGCAGUUUUGUCUGUUAAGAGACCACAUCUCGGAGUCCAUAAAUGAUGUUGCAUACGCUCAAUGAGAGUGCACCUAUUGAGAGAAAAUACUUGUUCGCACCAGCUGUUGUAAACAAAAGCUGAUGAGAGAGUGCAGGAUUUGGUGGCAGAAAUUGGUAGGAUGUGUUCAUAGCACUGUCUUCCAAAUAAACGUUAAAUAAAUAUUGUUUAAUUCCAAAAUAGCUUACACAUUUACAUAUUUAUCUGCAGGUCCUCACUUUGCCGCUGUCAAUACCAACAAUGAAAUAAUUGUGACAGACUUCCAUAAUCACUCAGUUAAGGUAUUAAUAUUUCCAUAGAAGUCAGAAAUGUUUAAUAUUUUUGUGAAUAAGUAAAAAAGUAAAGAGAUUCUGAGGGUUAUUUACCGAGUUGCAAGGAAUUAAAGUAAAUAAAAAAAAAUGUUAGUCCAACAUAGUCAAAUUGGAAAAGUGUUUUUUUCUGCAAUUAUGUCCUCACAUUUGAAUUCUCUCCAAUUCACACUUCUGUGAAUAACCCUGUGUGAGUAAGUGUGUUUGUGUGACUGUGCUAAUUUACACCCAAGGUUUUUUUUCAGAAGUGGUGUGUAUCUGUGAUGCAUAUCCUUUUGAGAUAAAAAAAAAAAAAAAUCCAGUCUUUUUAUGUAGAUGAAUUGAAGACAUUGUAGUGAUCUUUAUUUAAUGGGACACAAUAGAGUUAGGAUUACAAUCAUGUAUUCCUAACGCUAUAGUGUCCCCCUACCAAUGCAGGUGUCCAGCCUCCCACCUUGUAAGGGUUAAAAAAAAAAGAUUAUUUCCUUAUAUCCCUUGGUGGCACUUGUUGGUCUCUGUGUUGCUGCUCCACCUCCCUGGCUUAGAUAAUCAAGAUUGAUGGCCUCAGCCAAUCCAAUGCUUCCCUGUUGAGAAGCAUUUGGAGACUAAUGUGCUGCAGUAUGCCACACUCCGCCAAUCAAAUGCUCUCUGAGUUAGAGUAAUUUAAUCUAGAACAUGGCAGUGUUUUCAGUUGCAAGGUUAAAAUCACAGGGACACUGCAUUUCAUUGAGAUGAAGUAGUAUGGGGGCCUAUAGAGUACCAUUAACCACAUCGUUCUUUUAAUAUGUAUAUACUAUAAUUUUGCCAGGUAUUUAAUCAAGAUGGAGAGUUCAUAUUGAAGUUUGGAUCAAAUGGAGAAGGAAACGGACAGUUUAAUGCUCCGACUGGAGUUGCUGUAGAUUCCAAUGGCAAUAUCAUUGUAGCAGAUUGGGGAAACAGUCGAAUACAGGUAUGAUAUAGAAUUAUUUCAAUAUAAACCUUUAUAUGAAAAUUGUUUAAUUAUACAAUCUAAUUUGAAAAAUAAAAUACACACUAUUUUCAUUCUUAACUUUUCAUCCCUGCCCCUCCUACAUAAAAUGUUUGUACUCCCCAUGCAUGCAGUACUGCAGCAAGUUCCGUGUAUGUACAAUUUUUGUUUCCUAGGUGCCAUAUGGUGUUUAAAUAAUCUUACAUUGGGAAAACUACUGUGUGAAAUAGAAGACAUUUUAAAAUGUAUUUUUUGUUUUAGGUUUUUGAUGGAAGUGGAUCAUUUUUAUCAUACAUCAACACUUCUGCUGACCCGCUCUAUGGGCCUCAAGGACUGGCCCUGACGUCUGAUGGUCACGUUGUUGUAGCAGACUCUGGAAACCAUUGCUUCAAGGUUUAUCGAUAUUUACAGUAACUGAAAGGCUUCAGUUCUUUGGGUCUAACUGCACUAGAUAUGUACCAACUUCAAGAUGGGGUGGAAAUCUAACUGCACUUCAUCAGAAGUGUUUUUCCAAAUGACACUCAUUUAUUUAAUUUCUAUUCAAACAUGUUUACGUUUUGGCGAUGGCCAUUUCUGAGUAAAAUGUUUCGUCGCUAUGGAGAACUGCAUUAAUGUGUUAGAGGAAAUCUCAACACAUCAAUGCACUGGGACUCCUGUUCUGCACUUGGGUCUUUAGACCUUUUAGAAUACCUACUCAUGGGACGGUGGCUCUUUUUCUAGAGAUUCUGCUCAUUAUUACUUAUUUCCCCAUGACUGAAAUCUGGACAACAUCCAAGCUUGUAUAUCCUGGUAGGUAUUGUGUUAAAAAUCUAAAAAAAUAAAAUAAAAAUUUUGGUAUCUUAGUACUCUAAUGUAUGAUAGUAAAACUUGGUGUAUUCACAGUCCAAUAUAACAAGCUGUUGUCAUGUUUAUAACAAUUACACAAGUCCACACAGCCGUAUAAGUCAACAUGCACUUCUAUUUAUUCUGCGGUACACUGAUAUAAACAGCAUAAAGGCGUUUGUGUGCUUUUACUUCACUCAUUUUGAAAUGUAUUCUAGAUUUCUUUUCUUUUGUUACAAGACUGAAAAAAAGUUCAAUUUUCAUAUGACGUAUCUAUGAUUUUUAUUUUUUCUUAAAUGAUAGAUUUGCCAAUUUAAUUCAUUAACACACAAUGAGGUGUAAACUAACCAGACCCAAUAUGAAAUGUUGCAUGCUUCCUUUUUUUUGUAACAUUAUCCUUUUAAACCUUCUCAUGCUUCUAGGCUGAAAGUAGAAAGACAAAAGUGUUGCCUUGUAUGGGAUGUAUAGCCAUAUGAAUAUUUUUGGGACUGUUACAUUUUUGUAGCAUGAUUCUAGGCAUACCUAUCAAUAUUACAGGAGCUCUAAACUGAGACUGUCCCGCCGGAUCCGGGAUUUUUGGAAGAUGGGUUUCUGACUAUUGAACAGUUUAUACCUGGGUCACAUUUGGUGGGUUUUUAGUGACUAAUUAGUUAUUACUCUCUUUCUUGGUAUUGCCCUGGAAUAGUUAAGCAAACUUUCAUUUAAUGAUUUUGCAGGACAAAAUUUCAAAAAUGAACACUAUAAAACUGCGAAAUUAUGAUUUUGUUCCAAAUAUGUCCUUCAUUUUAUAUUCGUAUAUCCUGUAUAACCCUAAAUAUGUUCUUAAAUGAUGGUGGUAGUCUGCUCCCAUAUUGGUUGAUUGAUAAAGCUUCUUUGAAGGCUACCCCAAUUAGUUCAUGCCAUCUAAUGUUUUGUUGAUCCCAUACAAUCUGUAAACUACAGAACUAUCUUUGCUGGAAAACAUAGCCCAAACCUUUUUCUUUUAUCACAAAAUGUUCACUGAAUCUAAAGAUGUUCAAGUUUUGUAUGUGCAAGGCAAUCUUAAAGGGACAUUCUGGGAACCAUUGAAACAACAUGAAAUUCUUAUGUUGAAAGAAGGCUCCCAGGCGCCGACUUACCUCAAGGAGUUAAAUGGUUUAAUAUCAAAGUCUUGAAUCCAGUGCCUGUUGGUGCUUCCCACAAACAUCCACUGCAGUUUUGGGCUUUAAUCAGGAAGCCUCGCGAUGAGAGUUGCUGAUAGGCUGAGUGUGACGGCAAACGCUCUCAACCUAUCCGUAGCUCCCCAUUCACAAAUUGGAGUGAGAAACUAAUGCAUUUUUCUCUGUGUUUUAUGAAUGGUAAGCUGCUAAUAGGCUGAAAGCUCUCCCCCUCUCAGUAGAGAUGUUUGUGGAAAGCGCUAAGGACACUGGAUUCAAGACUUGAAGUCCCUUUAUAAAAGCCAGCGUUAGAGGUCCUCCUUAACAACUUAUUUCUGAUGAAGUUGUUAUGGUGCCCAGAGUGUUCAUUUAAGGUAUACUUUUCAUGGAACAAAAUUUAGAGCACCAUUUACAUAUACUGUAAUCCCCACUUAGUGGGUUAGAGAUUUCCAGUUGCAAUUCCACCAUCCAGAACAGGACAUUUAAUCUGGAUCCAUGAUUGUGUACCGAGGAACUGUAAGGAUUCAAGAAGGAAAUAUGGCUCAGAUAUGUAGAAUUGGAUUGGCAUUAAGGAUUAUGUUAUUUAGACUGUGGUAGCUAUGAGCAAAUCUCAGUCCAGCUCAGACCAACUGCUCUGUGAAAUAAAACCAUUUUAUUCCUGAUACAAGGCGGAAAGGGUCCUCUACAGCUAGCUGAUGAAGACAUCCAGCUUCUACAGAAGUUUCAGAAGUCUGUAUUUACUUAUGCUGGAAUUUCAUUAAUUGACAGCGUCAGCUGACUGCUCUCAGCCAAUGAAUGCAAAACUAUUCCUAGGAAUAUACACAGAAUUGACAUUAGCCAGCCAGGGCUUGAUAAUCACACCCGAACUAUGCUGCUAGAGGUGGAACUACACCUCUGGCAGCAGAGGGAUUAAACUCCAUAUGUGCAGUGUUUCAAAGUGAAAUGCUACAUAGACAGACUCCAGGCACCAUAACCACUUCAAAUCACUGAAGUGGUCAUGGGACUUGGAGUAACCGUUUAAGACAACAGAAUCAAAACUGUUCUGAGAAAAUCCAUAGACGUAAGAUGAAUAAGCAAAGAGAUACCUAAUGAUUCAAAUAAGCAAUGUUUUAAUCUGUCCACUUUAAAUUGUCACUAAUCCUUAAGUAAUACACUCAAAGGGAAUUUGAUGAUGUCACAUCCAGGCAUAUCUGCUGCAUAUAUUUAAAGAAAAAGAAAAAUGAACAGGAAUAAAGCAAACAGUGGCGGGUGUAAAAAUAAUGCAGUGUUUAGAAGUUUUUUUUUUUGUUUUUAAAGUAAGAAAAAAGUUAAACACACAAGAUGUAUAUGCAAACUCUUGCUGCUUCCCCUUCUAUGUGUAAUAAGGACAUCACUGAAACUAGUUCUGCAAUGAUUAAAUAAUUGUCAGGAUUACAUACACCCCGAACAUUCUCUCACCUGUGUCUUACAGAAACCUUUGUAUUUUGAAUCUUAGUUUUUCUGCUUUAACAUUUUUGCUAUGGAUUAACUAACAGCUCUGAGAGAACUGCUGGUAAGGAGUGUUUGGUGCCUGCUGAUUGCUUGUUUGCCAAUAGUGUUUUAAACUAUGGACACCACAGUACAGGGGAUUGCCACAAACCAAGCAUAUACUAUUAGCCAUUUAAGUUUUGUUUUUUUUUCUACGGUUUGGUUAUGCCUAAAUAUUGCUUCUGCUGCCACGGACCAUAAAUAUGAUUUCAAAGGGACUGGUUGGCAAUCAUCCAGUGGAGUGGCUAUUUCAAUAGUCCUAACAUGUGGCCACACAAUUCCAUAUACUGCACACUUAUGAACAAGUGCUUCUUCAACUGAAGACUGGAGUUCAAACAAACCAGAUUCGGCAAAAAGGAGAGCAUAUGCACAGAUUUCCUAAAACUAGCUAAGUAGGCCAACUUUUGAAGAACUGUGAACUGAUCCACAGACUUCACUCUUAAUUUGGAUAAGGGCAGAAUACAUUCCUGGAGGAAGUUGGUAAAUUCCUAACAAAACAGUCUUCCUAUGUCUGAAUAAUAAUCAUUUGUCUGCAACAGAAAGCAUGUAAUCAGCUGAUCAGAAUCCAAUGUUACAAGUUUGUUGUAAUGCCUAUUCAGACUCACAGUUAAAACAAAUUCUAAAGGCACCAUAACGGCUUUAUCUCAUUGAAGUGCUGAUAGUGUCUGGAGUCCCCUGGCAAUGUUCUUCCAUUCAGCAUUACACAGGUUUUAAUGCUAAACAAGAGUCUCAAGUAACCCAUACCCUCUGCUGCUUGGGCUAAUGAAGCAUUAGCCUGAGCAGUAAUGGACAAUAUUGAUUGGCUGAGAGUGUCAACAGACCACAUUCAGCCUAUUGCUUUGCCAUUGCAGGUGUGAAUCCAUAUGGCUACAAGGAAAUGUCUUUUCCUUAGUCACACCUUUAGUGGGGGUUGGGCUAUGGGAAGUGAAGGACCCCAUUCAGUUUCAAACCAGUCAAAAUGGUUUAACACUGAAUGGAAGGACCGUUCCAGGAGACUUCAUGUACUAUAUGAAAUGGUUUUACUGCAUACAGUGUCCAUUUAAUGACUGCUUCUGUACACAGACACACCAAGUUGCUGCUCAGUAAACUGCUUAUCUAAAAUGGUCUUGCUUUUUAGUUAAAUUAGACUUAAGGGUUUAGUUUCUGUUAGACUUCAGACUAGUUUGUUAAAAUUAACUUGUGAUUUAAAAUAAAAAAUAGAGAAUUUUUCCAACUCACAUAUCUUUAUAUUUUUGCCAAAACCUUAUGUGUUUUGGAUUAAAGUCAACAACUUUGGUUUUCAUUACACCACAAUUCAAAUUGUUUUUUUAUUAAAAUUAUUCUUAAACUGAAACGAUCACAAAAAUGGUAAAUGGGUUUUUAUCAUUGAAAAUUUAAAUUUGCCCUCAUAUGAAAUUAUAAUAGUGAAAGCCACUUAUUUAAAAAGUAUUCAGGAGACUUGUGAAAAAAUGGUUUUUCAGUUGUACUGAAUUCAUCAAAUGUCUGCAAAUCCAUGGACAUACAAAUCAAUCUGUUAGGUAAACCUGAGCAAAUAGAUUUUUUGCCAUAUAUUCACAGACAUUCGUUCAGCACUGUUGAAAGGGCAAAAGUCUAGUUUUAGGGUCAAACCAUUUUUGAUGACAUUUAGUACUGCUGACAGUGGCCUGUGUUUCUAUGUGUGUGUGUGUGUGUGUCUGUGUGUCUGUAUUUAUUCAUCUCAUAGCUCUAUUUUACAAACAGUAGAGGGAGUCCUGAGCUACUUUGGAUGCUUAGUGACGUCUUUGAAAUAGAUAACAGGUGGAAAAUAUGACCCCCAAUAUUAUUAUUUUUUUUAAACUAAAUAGCUUUGAUAAUUUAUGUUGCUACAACAUACAUGUUAAAUUUGUAAAGCUCCCCCUUUUAGGAACAAAACAAUAUUCUUAGAAACUUUAAAUAUUGCCAAAGAAUCCUGAAAUGUGAAGUAUGACAAAAUGUAGCUAAAUUCCUUCAGGAGUUUCAGGACCAUGAUAUAUAAUGCUUAUAUCGCAAUCUACAAUUAUGAUCAUAAUGACCAAAUGUCAAUACAGAACACAGUAAUUUAUUAAACAGUGAAUUGAAAAGGGAACUGUUUCAUUUGUAAAACAAAUUGAAAAUGUCUAAAUUGGAGAUUUGUUUUCCAUCUUGGCUAUAUUGAUACUAAUUUUGCAAAUUGAUUCUCAUUUAAAGUAAUUCCCUGUUUAUUAAACAACAAAUUGUAUUCUGAUUACUCGCAAAUCCUUCUGUUGCUGUGAUAAACUACUGACUGAGUACCCAUAUGAUUUGAUGAAAAUGUGUUAUUUUGCUGAGAACACAAAUACUGCAAUGAUAGUGUACACUGUUGAUAAGUACUCUAAACAUGAGCUUUUCCUGGCCAUGUCUGUUGAAUGUAAAGGAUACCCAAUAGUGUAUGUAAACAAAUGAGCCUUAACCUUGAUGCUUUCGUGUCCUGUUCAAAGAAUGUUCCAUUUGUAGCAGAAAAGAUUCCUUGUGCUAGAGCUGCUUUUUCAUGACAUGCAUUUUGUCUUUUUCUUUUUUUUCAGCUGAAAAUGAGUAUGCCUCAGUUUUUCUAUUUUGUUACAUUCCAUGUUUGUAAGCCUGUUUCAGAUGUUUGUGUACAAAAUGACAAUAAAGUCUUAAUGAAAAAACAAA